Molecule: messenger RNA, 3523 nt
Organism: Drosophila bipectinata
Lineage: Eukaryota; Metazoa; Arthropoda; Insecta; Diptera; Drosophilidae
Gene: RhoGAP71E
Product: Rho GTPase activating protein at 71E
Biological process (GO): signal transduction
Molecular function (GO): GTPase activator activity
Source: RefSeq, a predicted model, not a curated record
GCAACAGCAGCGAGCACAUUUUUCCCGUGGAAAAAUCGCAUACAUACACAGCCACGCACGCACACGGACGCGAGGACGGGAGGAAAACUAACACACAUACUCGUACAAUCACACACAUACACCUAGAAAUACAUAUAUACACACACACGUACGCACACUGUAGCAGAGCGCGAAAAUCAUGUCCAGCUGGGCCGAACGCGUUCACAGGCGUGCCGCCGAUCUUGGCAACGUGGUAACCUCCUGCGGCCAUCCCGCCACCGCCCCCGCCUACCCCUACCGCCUCGAGAAGGUGAAGUUUGGUGUGCCACUGGAGGAGGUGUGCAAGCACAACAACAUUCCCGGACCGCUGCUCGUCCUAAUCCUCAAACUGAACAAGGAGUCACCGAAUCGCCAGAAUGUAUUCCGUGCUCCCGGCCAUCAGGGCGCCAUGAAGAAGCUCAUCCAUUUCCUGCAGUCCGGCCGACUGGUGAACGUCGACAACUACUCGGUCUUCACCAUAGCCAGUGUGCUGAAGAAGUUCCUGCGCAAGAUCCCCAAUGGGAUCUUUGGCCGCAGCGGCGAGAUGGAGUUGUUUGCCAUCAACGAGCUGCAGAACGAAGCCGAGCAGAUGGAGCGAUUGCACAGACUCUUCGCUUCACUGCCCAAGUACACACAGCAUCUGUUGGUUCUACUGUUUGGAACAUUCCGGGUCAUAGCCAGCAAUGCGGCCCACGCCUCCACCGGAAUGACCAGCGAGGCCCUGGGUGUCUCGGUGGCGCCCAGUUUCUUUCAAUCCUGCGUCAGCGAUGGGAAGACGGCGCGUAUGGAGGAUGUGCUCAAGUUCAAGGUUGCCACCAAGAUCAUGCAGAAUAUAAUCGACAAGUUCGCCACCCACGACAUCUUCGGGCGGGAGAACUACCAGUACUAUGCCCGCGUCACUGGACGCAUCCUGAAGGUGCAGGACGAGUGGAUAUGCAGCUUCCAGUAUCCACCGCCGCCACGUGGCAAGCUGGCCCAACAGAAGUAUGCCUUGCAACAUUCUUUGGAGGCGGAGAAGACCUGGCUGCAGUGCCAAUGCGAGCGUUGGGGCUUACUGGCCCAGGAGGAGUCCCGCUCGACGCCCGCCCUGCUGACCAGCUCCAGCUCGGCGCUGGAGAACAGUGUGCUGUCGCUGGGCGUGUCCCCGGAGCACUCCUUCAUCGAGAGCUGUGCCCGGCUGUCGGUCUCGCUGGAGGGUCCCGGCAUCUUCGCCAUGACCUCGUCCCCGCUGCCGGCCAAGCGAAACGGAAACGGCAAUGGCAACGGCAACGCCACAGACUACGAUUACGACGACUAUGCCGACGACGACGAGGACAACGAUGAGCUGGACGGCGUCCACGACUUUGGCCCCGAGCUGGAGAUCAGCAGCAUAGCUCCGCCGCAGGGCAGCCGCGGCAUCUACCGCCACAAGCAGCGCCUCCAGCAGCCGAACCCCUACCAGCAGCACCACCAGCCGGCCCAGCAGCCGGACUACGAGGACGACGACGACGACGAUGAGGACGAGCUGACGGUGGUGAAGCGUCGCUACCGCCAGAACAAGAAGAAACAGCUGCCCACCAGCGGGAGCCACCACCAGAGGCGACUGCGCGCCGGCACCAAGAGCCUGGACGGCGGCGGCGAGCGACGCCCCGCCGGCUCGGGAGCUGCGGCCGGACCGGGAGACGGCGCUGGCGGGAAUCCCACGCCACCCAAGCUCAAGCAGCGCACCUGCAGUCGCUGCAACCGGGGCAUACGGCACAGCAGCUCGUGCAGCUCGAAUUCCGCCGGAGCCACCGGCUCGAACUGCGCCGGAGGAGGAGGACCCGGAGCCGGGAACGGCGGGGGAGCCGAGGGCGGCAUGACCAUGGAGGAGCUGAGGGCCGUCAACCGCUAUGCGGAGAGCACCAAGAGCCUCUCGUAUCUGCCACAGGUCCAUGAACGCCAAACCGCACGCAUGCGCACCCGCUCCGAGUGGUUUCUGGGUCCUCGGGACGCUGUCGUGACGCUGCAGUUGCCGGCGGACACGUGCAGCAACUGCUGCCUGGCCGCCGCCGCCGGCUACCUUGGAGGCGGCAGCACCCGCGACAUGCGCCAGGCCCAGUCGGAGGGCGAGCGUAGCCAGGCGGCGCUGCUGUAUCACUUCUAUCGCAGGCAACAGCAGCAGCAGGAGCAGGACCAGGAGCAGCAGCAGCAACAACAUCCUCCGUUCGAGGACAUGAUGGACACGGAGGAUAGCUACGGACAGCAGCAGAGGGAGCAACAGCAGCAACAGCAACAGAUACAUUCCAAGGGCCUAUUGCGGCCACCGCCCAUGCAACAUCAGCAGCACCAGCAGAACCAGAACCAGCAGCAGCAACGUCGCCUGCUGCUGGACGUCAAUUCGGUUGGCAACAUCCGUUUGAGUAACAGCGCCGAGUCCAUUCAGUAUGCAGCCCGACGACCCCACGCCAGCAACAUCGCCAGCCUCCAGAUCAAUCCGACGCUCGGCGGCGCCACCAAUACCCACAAUCCCACCACCCGGCGCCUGCUCAUCAAUGUGCCGCGCCAGUACCGCUCCUCGCUGCGUCGCAACAAGGAGAAGCAGAUCGGCGGCAAUAGUCAGAGCAACAGUAGCAAUAGCCUGGGCAGUGACCAGCUGACCGGCAAUCCUGGAGCAGCGACUGCCGAUGGCUACCAGGCGAUAAACAAGCCCCUUCUGAUGGUGGGCCUGCUCCCGGGCGCGGAACAGCCGCCGUCGGUGAGGAACUCCAUUGCCGAGUGCGGGAUGAGCACCAUCGAUGCCAGCGAGCAGAUGGACGUGGGCGUGGAGUGCAGCACCACGCUGAGCUUCAAGCCGCCGAGGCUGUAACAGGGUGGGGAGGAUGCAAAGACCACCCAAGGACACUGAGGACACUAACCAACCAAUCAACCAUUGCUUUUACCACGAUAAGAUCUAACCAUUUUUUUAAAUGUAACCCAAGCGAGCAAAUUUUUUAAAAUACUUUAUAAUUCGAAAAAGAGAACACAACUGCAGGGGAUUCUUCGCAAAAUAGUUGGAGAUUUAAAAGAAAGAUCACUCUAUAAAGAAAUGUCUUAAAUCUCCAAUGAUUUGCGAGAACCCUUGCGAGGUAAAUACAUCAUCUAUCAUCUAUAUUAGACUACUGCUAAUGAUAUAUGUAUUUAAUGUGUAUAGCAAGAAAAGGCUGAUUUUCUUUAGUUAAAAAAAAAUAACAAAAAUAACUAAAAUUGAAAAAGAAAACUAAACUAUGUAAUGCAACAAAUUGCCAAAUUUUAUUCAGCAUUCAGUUAUGUCGUUUAAGUUGAUUUUAAUGUAUGUGUUAUAGCCAAGAAUCUCUCAAACUUGAACAUUGUCAAGGUAGAUUGUAAACGAAACUUGAACCUGAUCGCAACAAACGAAACAACGACACAAAAACAUAGAAGAAUGCAUUCAAUUCUCAAAGAUUCAGAACAAUCAUGAACCGAUUUCGACCCUACAGGACCCUACUACUAUGGAUAUACGGAGGAAGCUCCAAAUGCAAUCAUAAAA